AUGAAAAUUUUAUGCAGUUUAAUGAUGAUAAUGAUUCUCCGGCAGGCUAUCGCCGGAAUCGUUAGGAAACCGCCGGCUUUUUCAACACCAGUAUAUUCGAAUUCGUAUCUCCCCGCUGCUAUGCAGGUAAUUUUUCACGCAGUUGAGCAACUGAAGCAGCUCCAAGCGGAAGAAUUAUUGCAGUUAGAAUUAGUAGUUUCCUCGUCGACAUCGACGACCCAAUCGAUGAAGGCACAGCAACCGCAAUCGACGACACCCGAGGGAAUUUCUAUAAUUUCAACAGCUACGACCACGAAAAUGCGUGAUAAGAAGACUGAAACUCCCACUAUACCAACUUCGACUUUGGCAAGUGAGAUAUCGAGUCAAGAUUCAUCCAAAAUUUACGAUAAUUCUACAGAAGUCGCUCAACGCUUGGGAACUUCGACUGCGAGCGUUGUAUCUGAUCACAAAGAGACACCAGAAGUGAAUCAAGAGACAACUGAAACAAAUUAUGAAUUAGCAGCAACGCCAGAAACGAAUCAUGAAUCACCGGAGCCUGUACAGGAGAUCCCGGAAUCGAAUCAGGAAGUCCCAGAGGAGAAUGAAGAAUCCUCAAAUGCUGAACGUUCUUUUGGCAAAGUAUCAACCCAAACCCAAAUGCAGCAACAAUCGAUACAGGCUUCUGUUAUACAAGUGUUGGAUAAUCAGAAACCGAAGAAACCUACCAUCGACAGCGUCGUGGAUGAAAUUCACAGAAUCGUGAAGACAACCACAUCCUUCUUUAGCGACGAAUCGGAUGACACCGACGAGUCGAAAAGUGUGGAAACAUCGAUCGAAAAGUCAGAAAAAAUUGAGGAAGAAGAAGAAGAAACAAGGUUUUGUUUACUCGGCGAAAGAGUCGCUCAAGUACCGCGUCCAAGUUUGAAUCAUUAUUUAAGGCGUACUAAACUACCGCCUAGACGAUCUCUUCAGCAACUGGCGAAUCUUUAUGACUCCCUCAGUAAAGACGCGCGGAAGCAAGGAUUCGCGCGCUUUGCUGGCUACACGGACGAAGUUUUAAAGAUUUUGCACUCAUCCGCCGAGGGUGGCAUCAGACCGCAGCUGAAGCAGCUGCUAGAGAAGGUGGUAGAGAAGAACGAGCUCACUAGAGACGAUGCAAAGUUGAAAACGUCGCAAGCAUUGCGUGAUCUCGACAAUCCUGCCAGCGCGCUCAGCAUGGAUCUAAGACGUCUAUUACCGUUGCGUUAUACGCUUUAAUUCUUUAAGAGAGUUGCAACAAUUUUAGAAUUUUAAAAUUUUAGAAUUUUUA
Molecule: messenger RNA, 1288 nt
Organism: Cyphomyrmex costatus
Lineage: Eukaryota; Metazoa; Arthropoda; Insecta; Hymenoptera; Formicidae
Gene: ImpE3
Product: Ecdysone-inducible gene E3
Exons: 4
Coding region: 1-1236 (411 amino acids)
Source: RefSeq, a predicted model, not a curated record